Saprolegnia parasitica CBS 223.65 is the source of this 1375-nucleotide messenger RNA. RefSeq lists its product as hypothetical. NCBI's taxonomy places the organism in Eukaryota, Oomycota, Saprolegniomycetes, Saprolegniales, Saprolegniaceae. Gene Ontology annotation, cellular component: membrane. The coding region runs from base 1 to 1326 and encodes 441 amino acids. The record is from RefSeq and is a predicted model, not a curated record. Gene Ontology annotation, molecular function: transmembrane transporter activity. The transcript is spliced from 4 exons. Gene Ontology annotation, biological process: transmembrane transport.
AUGAGCAGCGAGCGCCAACACUUACUCUCGUCGCCCGCCAUGCACAAGUACCAUCUUGCGCCGCCGCUAUGGUUCGCCUUCAGCCUCAUCGGUGGCAUGAUCUACGGCUACAACGUCAGCAUUGCGCCGUCGCUGCCCUACAUCACCGACAGCCUCAACCUCUCGACGUCGCAUCAAGAGAUGGCGAGUGCAUCCGCGACGCUGAGUGACGCGGCCGCCAUGCUGAUCGGCGGGCGGCUCGCCGACAGCUUUGGCCGGCGCAAGGUCGCCCUGCUCGCGUGCGCCAUGACGAUGCUUGGCGCCGUCGGGUCGGUUGCGUGGCACAGUCACUUUGGCGCGUUCCUCUUUUGGCGGCUGUGCACCGGCGUUGGCAACGGGCUCUCGAUCCUGAUUUUGCCCAUGUACAUUGCCGAGGGCACGGACACGGCGACGCGUGGCAUGGCCGUUGCCUUUUAUCAACUCGGCGUGCUCUCGGGCACCGUCCUGCCGUACGCUGUGAUUUUGCUCUCGGAGAGCUGGCUCCUCACGAUGCUGCUGGGCUGUCUGCCUGCGGCCUGCAUUGCGACGAGCUUUCUCACAGGUCUCUUCAAGGAGAGCCAGGCGUGGCGCGGCUACAAGAACGACGUCGCCGCGACGACCGCGCUCGAGGCGCGAUUGGACGCGGACGAUGCGACGCCGCUGACGCCGGAUGCUGGGAGCCCGCAUUCGGUGCGGGAGCUCUGGAUUGGUAUCCUCCUCGCGUACUCCAACAACUCGAUCGACGCGUCGCUUUUUUACGGGCCGCAGAUUGUGUCGAAGUCGUCAGCGUCGUUCUCGCGCCAUGACUCGAACGUCGUGGGCAUGGGCUUUUGCCUCCUCUCGGUGCUGGCAGUCGUUGUCGCCAUGGUGUUCCUCGUCACCAAGUACUCGCGGCGCCAGAUCUACCUCGUGACCCACACGGUCGUCGUCGUCGCCUUCCUCGCGUGCUUUGUGCUCUUUAAAUUUGUGCCCGCGAUCGACACGCCGCACUCGGCGGCUUCGAACGUGCUCAUUCUGGCGCUUGCGACGCUCGUCGUCUUUCAAACGUGCGGCCCGGGCCUCCUCUUUGUUCUGAUUGUGUCCGAGAUGUUUGGCCACGGCGCGGUCCGCGCGCGCUACAUGAGCUACUGCACGUUUGCCAUGUCGGCGUUCUCGCUGCUCAUCAACGGCACCAUGCUCUCGCUCUUUGAGGGCAUUGGUGUCGGCGCGACCUUUGGCGGCUACGGCUUGACGUACGCGAUCUGCUUGGUCGUCUUUUACAAGUGGCUGCCCGAGACAAAGACUCGUGGCAUCAUGGAGCACCCGUAAGAAAGCACGGCGACUCGGUACGCGUGCUUGUCCCGAUAUUGUGUUUGUG